CGUUCUCCACCGAGCGCCCGCGCGCCGUUUGGGAGCGCGCAGGACCCGUCCCUACAGCAGCGAGCAGCAGCGCAUCCAUCCUGCCGUGGAGCCGGGAGCGUGGAGCCGCGAGGAGCGCACACACAGAGCGACAGAAGAUGGACGGAGUGGGAUCGUUCGGAGCGGGCCGGACCGGGUCCACUAUCGACCCGAUUACCUUCGCCAAGCAGCCGCAGACCAUCCUCAGAGUGCUGUCCUGGAUAUUUUCCUUGGUGGUCUUCGCCUCCAUCGUGAACGAGGGUUAUGUCAACAUGGGCAGCGAGCGCCUCCACUGCAUCUUCAAUAAGAACACAGACGCGUGCAACUACGGCGUGUUCGUGGGCCUGGUUGGCCUGCUGGCAUGCUCCUUCUUCUUCCUGCUUGACUACAAGUUCUCCUCCAUCAGCUCUGUUAAAGACAGGAAGAAGGCUGUAAUGCUUGAGAUCGGCUUCUCAGGUUUCUGGACCUUUCUAUACUUUGUAAGUUUCUGCUUCCUCGCCAAUCAGUGGUCUCGGACCAGAGCUGAAGAGCUGCCACUCAACCAAGGAGCAGAUGCCGCUCGGGCAGCAAUCGCCUUCUCUUUCUUCUCCAUAAUCACCUGGGCUGGUCUAACAGUGCGUGCGGUCCAGAAGUAUCUGCUCGGCACAGACAUGACACUGUUCACCACCGAGCACAUGGACGGAGGCGCACCCACCCAGCCAUAUCCCUCCAACUCUCCGGGAGGCGGCGGCACCACCACCGAGACCACGGAGACCUACCAGAGCCCACCAUUCACCGAAAACAACGCAGCACCCACAUACCAGGUUCCCAUUUACUAGAAAGGAUAGACCUGGUGAUGGUGGUGGAAGAAGAAGAAGACGACAGGGGAGAGGGAUGCAGAUAAGAGGAAACUGCUUUCUGUGAUGUUACACGUGCAGUUGUUUAUGUUGAUCCAGGCUGAGUUUUCAGUAAGCGUUGAAUUAGCGGCCUCUGAUUCCUCAUUUCUUCCUCUUGGUACCUUUUCCUUCCCGAACAUUCCAGUUUUAUCGUCACUUUUGUACGCCUCUCUGUGGAGCAAGGCCACAGCACAGGUACGAGAGCUGAUAAAUCAAAAAGAAAAACAAGUGGAGGAAAUGCAGAGCAGGAGGCCACUUUUGCCGACUUCAAACGCAUUUUGACAAAAAUAAGUAAGAAAAAAAAGUGAUCAACAAGUCAGUGACUCCACCACAACAAAGCAGUAUUAGAUCCCUAAAAAUAGUGCAGGAGGCACUCGCAUCCAGAGAGCACCCUUGUCCUAUUCUUUUCAUUUAUUCCAAAUCCCCUUUCAUGCCAAACACUGCAGGGAAUCGUUUUUCUUUUUCUUUUUUUUUUUUUCGUUGUUGUUUUUCUUUUUCUUUUUUAGCUAGAGUCUGGUCUUUCCUCGUAUGUUCCCUGCUGCAGUUAGAAACCAUCAUCUGCAUUAAAUCUGCAUGUUUCCAAACUUAGAGAUCAACUAAGUGCCAUACUGUACUGUGUGUUUCAGACAGUGACUUAAUUUAGUAGUUUUCCACAUGCUGUAAAGAAAAGAAAAACAAAAACAAAACAAAAAAAAAACACAACGGCAAUGUUUUUGUGACCAAGUGCAAUAUUUCACAUUUUUAUGUAAGUAGGUAGAUGCAGUACUGUAGGUAAACUAGUUUAGGUCAAUUUCAGGCGCUGUCUCAAAUCACAUGCAAUUCUUUGGAUUGUGCUGAUAAGUCUCGACCAUCUGACCACCCUGGUGACGUUUUACGGGAAAUGGAAGUUGUAUCAGAUGAUCAAAGCGCUCCAGAGAGAGAGAGAAAGAGGGAAUCUCUCUUCCAUGGAAGCUGAGCUAUUAUAUAUAUAAUUAGAGAAGUUCAAAUUGUGCUAUAUCAUCCUUUCAGACAUGUUUUAGUCUCCCUUAAUGAAGUCUAUCGCACAUUUUAAAGCAAACGACACUCACGGUGGAAAAUAUAAAUUGUACAGUGUCACCCUGACUGAGCCGGUGUAAUUUUGGGGUGAGCCUGAUUACACUUAAAAUUCAGUGUGGAAACCUUCAUCCUUAUUGAAUCACCAUUAAAUCUGGUAUAUUUCUGUGCCUGGCAUGAAUGGAUUAUUAAAUGGACCUAAUGGGCUCCUGCGCUGGAAGUGAUUAUUAAUCCUGGAAAGUCAGUCACAUGACUAUUAAAAACACACACACACACAAACUGAUCAGGAGUUCGGGGGUAGGGUGGGGGCUUUUACAGGCUGUGCCCAGGGGGCCUUUGUCUCACAAUCAAUCCACGGUGCCAGGGAAUGUAUUCAGUGUGUUAUUUGAGACAGCGCCCUGUGCUGACUGCUAUGUGUACAAAAAUCAGGAGAGUGGGAGAUAUUUUGGGUAAAUUAUGUAGGUCCGUUUAUGUUUACGUUUUAGAAGCUGCCAAACUGCCCUGUGUUCUUAUUGCUGUCUUCUGAUUACCACGUUACUACUACGUUACUACUAUGUUGUUAAUAG
This is a messenger RNA of Pelmatolapia mariae (spotted tilapia), 2491 nucleotides long. It is a transcript of the gene syngr3a, whose product is annotated as synaptogyrin 3a. The record is from RefSeq and is a predicted model, not a curated record. The transcript has 4 exons. Gene Ontology annotation, cellular component: neuromuscular junction; synaptic vesicle membrane. NCBI's taxonomy places the organism in Eukaryota, Metazoa, Chordata, Actinopteri, Cichliformes, Cichlidae. The coding region runs from base 138 to 836 and encodes 232 amino acids.